AUGCGGGGCCUUUGGGCCUUCUGCUGUUCCGCCCUCGCUCUGCUGUUCCAAGGGCCCUCCAGUGAGGCCUUCCUGAGGGCCCCCGUGGUCCCUCACAGGGGGGCCCCCUCUGUGCCCGUCAGGGUGAGAGGCCCCCUGGCUUAUUCAGUUUAUGGGCUGACGGGGCUUCUCCCUAUGCAGAAGAAAGAAAGUGUCUGCAUCUGCACGUCGCAGCUCAGUUUCCGCAACAGUUCUCACCUUGCUGCUGCUGCGCCAGCAGAUACUGCAGCACCAGCAGCAGCAGCAGCAGCAAGCCCAGCUGCUCCCAGCAACUCGCCUGGAGCAAGCACAAAAGAGCCAGCAGCAGAGCAGGAUUCAGAGCGGGCCUUGUCUUGUGAGUUUGCGGAUGAAUUGAUAGAGAGCUUUGGACAGUAUGCCAUCUCCACAAUUCACUCGAGGGCCCUUCCCGACACAAGAGAUGGGCUAAAACCUGUUCACCGCAGGAUUAUAUAUGCCAUGCAGGGAAAUUGCUUGUGGGCGGCGAGCUGCUGCAGCAACUGGGUCUCAGCCACGCUGGGCCCUUUAGAAAGAGCGCGAGAGUGGUUGGGGAGGUGCUGGGUAAAUUUCAUCCUCACGGAGACAAAGCCGUAUACGACGCUCUCACUGGCGCAGCCAUUUGUUUACCAGCUGCCGCUCAUUGAAGGCCACGGGAACUUCGGCUCUGUUGACGGGGACCCAGCAGCUGCAAUGCGCUACACAGAAUGCCGGCUAUCUGCUUUCUGCCAGGAUGUUCUCCUGAAGGACUUGCACACCUCCGCCUGCGGCUUUCGCAGCAACUUCGACGCCACAGAGGUGGAGCCCGACUUUUUCCCUGCACGGUUGCCGUUGCUACUGUUGCAAGGAACUGCUGGAGUAGCUGUGGGCCUCUCUACAAGCCUCCCCCCACACAAUCUCAGCGAAGUGGUCGCCGCAUGCAUUGCUCUGAUUGACAACCCGCGCAUUUCAGAUGCUGCUCUUUACCGGCUGCUGCCCGGUCCAGAUUUUCCCACGGGGGGCCUACUAGUGCAGCCGCCUGAGGCCAUUGCAGCAUACAGGAAGGGCCACGGAUCUGUGCGGCUGCGGGCCCGAGGCUUUGUGGAAAUGAAGGAGAAGCAGAACCCUGUUACUUCUGCUGGAGGUGGCAAGGGACAGAAACAGGGACCAAGCCAAAGUGGAGGGCCACAGAGCUUGCAGAUAGUUGUCACAGAGCUUCCCUAUGGUGUCAAUAAGGUCAGGGGCCCAGUGGUCGGUACCCUAAGCGUUGAGAAUAAGAAUGUUUCACGAAUUGCUUUUAAGGACGUUGAGUUGGUUGAGCAGAGUUCAGUUUUGGGAACUUGUGACUUUUUCAAAGAGCGCCGGGUUCUAUGGUCCGCAGCUUGUGUCGCUCUGUUUGUGGCUCUUGCGUCAGACGUCCGAGACGAAAGCGAUUUCAGUGGCCUCCGCGUAGUGUUUGAACUGCUGCCUGAGGCGUCACCUCGCGAGGUUUGGAGGCAGUUGGUAUCCAGCACAGCGCUUGAGGUGUCUGUACAAUGCAACUUAGUGGCCCUUAAGGACGGAAAACAUCCGCACAGCCUCUCAAUUAGAGACUUACUAGAGUCGUGGCUUCAAGCUCGUUUGAGAGCCGUGAGAGCCCGCACGGAACGGGAGGAGCAGCUGCUCUUGCAGCAGCAGCACAUUCUCGAAGGCAGCACAAAGGCAGCACAACACUCACGAGAAAUUGUGGAUCUGCUCCAGCGUUGCAGAGACGCGGAAGAGGUGGUCAGCAAGCUCAUGGGACAGCCCUUGGGCUUUACGGAGGUGCAGGCCAAGGGGCUUUUGCGCAUGAAGCUUUCUAGUCUGCUGCAGCUUGAACAGCAGCAGCAGCAGCAGCAGCUCGAAGAGACGCGCCGGAAGGCAGAGAGACUCCGUCGCCUCUUGUCAGAUGACGCUCAGCUCUUCACCCUCAUCAAAGAGGAACUACAAGAAAUAGAUAGGAAGUACGGGGGCCCCCGCAAGACACUGUUUCUUCGAAAAGGUCCCCAAGUUUCAACUAAGAGCCCCGUAGUGGCUAUGCAGCGCUUGAAUCCUGGAGAGGGAGAUGGGCUUGAGACUUUUGACGGCGAAGAGGAGAUAAUAGAAAGUCAAAAAGACAGCAAAAGUUACUUGCUGCUAGUCACGCGCAAGGGCCUCUACAAAAGAGUGUCGGAGGCCUCAAUUAGUCUGCAGUCCAGAGGGGCUACGGGCCAGCGCUGCUUCACCGCAGGCGCGGGCCCAAACCCAGCAAUAAGCCGCUGCACAGUAGGAGCACCCCAGCAGCAGCACCGGCAGGACAGAGGCAGCAGCGACAGUGUAGCAGCAGCAACUGAGUGCAGAGACGGCGACUGGAUAUUGUUCACAUGGAGAGACGGGAGAUGCUUGGCCCUUCCUGGCUCUCAUCUGCAGCGCCACGGACUGAAGACAGUGGCUUCAUUCGUUGCUCUUGGUGCCUCCAAGCGAGGCGUCCAGCGUGCUGCUACUGCUGCAGCAGCAGGACGUGCCGAUGCUGCAACAGCAGCAACAACAGGAUCAGACGGCGAAACUGAAGGACAUCUGGGCUGCGUCGUUCGUGUGGGCAAGGAAGAGAUAGGAGGCCAGCUGGUGGUGGUUACUCAGCAGGGCCUGGUGAAGGCUCUGCCUCUGGGGCUUCUGCUGCCCACAGGGACAAAAAAGAAGAGUCGCACACGGCGGCUGCUGCCCUUGGGACUUGGAGAUGCAGUAGCGGCGUGCGCGGUGGUAAAGAAGAGGCCAACGAAAAGCGACAGAGACGCGCAAGCCAUUAAGGCGGAGACAGAUACGGACUUGGGAACGGGUCCAGAGACAGAGGCAAGAAACGGGGUCCACGAGGAUCCAAACAAAAGCGCGGAGAGUCAAGAACAGACAGAAACAUUGGGAGAAGCAAAAGGAGAAAACGACUACUCCGUUGUCUUAGGCACUGCCUUUGGCCGAGCCCUUCGUUUUCCAUUUAGUUCCCUGCCUCAGGCGAGCUUGUUGUCGCGGGGAGUUAAGGGCAUCACUUUAAGGAAGGAAGACAGAGUCGUUGCUCUUACUGUCGUUCCCCCUAAGGCCGAUCCCGAAGGAGAUUCUCUUGUAGUUCUUACAAAGAAAGGCCGAGGCAAACGGCUGCUUCUCCAGCACCUCUCGCCACAAAGACGAGGAGGCGCAGGCAAGGCUGUGCUUCGACUGGCAAACCGAGAGGGGCCCCCAGGACGGGGCCCCCAAGGCCAGGCCGCUCCGGGGGCCCCCAAGGGCGGGAACUCUCAUGAUAUACCUCCUCAGGAGGAAAGCCAAAAAGAAGCCCCGGAGCCAGAGGACACUCAAGAAGGCGCCUCCGCAGGGGACUCUGAGAAAGGGUCUCCUAGGGAAGAAGCUUCUCGCGAAGGGGCCUCUAAAGAAGGCCUCCAGGGAUGUGCAGGGGCGGAUUUGGCGAACUUGCGGGGUGGCCCCGAGCCAGCAGAGGAGCUGUGUGGUGUUUGGUUUGUGGGAGGCUCCCCAAGGGAAGUUGGAUUGGUGACAGAGCGAGGAAUUGUAUCCCGUCUCUCUGUCUCCUCUAUCCCCGUGUACAGCAACAAACUAGCUAAGGGGGUCUUCCUGCAGAGACUGCGGGAGGCUCCCAAGGCUGCAGACGCUGCUGCCACCGCUGUGCUGCUCAGCGAGCAGCACAAAAGCAAGCAGACGGCACAAACAAACAGCGCUUCUGCUGCGGCGGCUGCUGCUGCUGCUGCUUCUGCUCGUUUUGCUGCUGCAAGGGAGGGUGUGAGCGGCGGAGACUCAGAGGCGCCGACAGUCCAUAGAACUAUCACGUAA
This is a messenger RNA of Eimeria tenella, 3840 nucleotides long. Its product is annotated as DNA gyrase subunit A, putative. The record is from RefSeq and is a predicted model, not a curated record. Bases 1 to 3840 code for a protein of 1279 amino acids. Gene Ontology annotation, cellular component: DNA topoisomerase type II (double strand cut, ATP-hydrolyzing) complex. Gene Ontology annotation, biological process: DNA topological change. The transcript is spliced from 13 exons. NCBI's taxonomy places the organism in Eukaryota, Apicomplexa, Conoidasida, Eucoccidiorida, Eimeriidae. Gene Ontology annotation, molecular function: DNA topoisomerase type II (double strand cut, ATP-hydrolyzing) activity; DNA binding; ATP binding.